AUGUCAGGCGACGACGCGGAAUUGACCAAGUCGCUCAAUCAUCUCGACCUGAAGGACGCCCAGGACACCGACGCUUUGCGUACUCAUGACCACGGCGAUCAUCGAGUACUGUCUUCUUCUUUUACCCCCGGCUCGGACGCGGCGGGUUCUGCGGGUGCGGAUAGGCUCAUGGAGGUCACUCGAGACGUUGUAUCAUCUCCCCCCACCGAUCGAACCCCUGAUGCUCUUCCCUCGUCCAUACAUCCCGAUUUCUCCGUCCAGACCAGCGACGACUUUCUGUUAGUCACCGACGACGACGUUGGCUUCUAUGUCAACCGAGAUUUCCUCCUGGAGCACUCUGAUUUCUUCCGUGACUUUGAAGAGAUGGAUUCAGAUAUCAGACAAUACGACGAUGCUGGGAAAGGUCGUACCCAAGCUGUGCGAAGAGAUAUGCCGGGGGCGCUGUCAAACGGCUUGCGGGUGGUGUUGCUCAAGGUCAAAGAGACAAAAUACUGGCCUGACCGCUAUGACAGGAAUCAAAAAGUAUUCCGCUCCCAGCGAAUUUGGGAGUACGAUCAUGAGGACCUGGCACCUGCUUUCAGCAUCUCCAACCAGUACGGCUUCACCAGAUUCUCAGCCCAGGCUCGCUUGAGCAUCGCCACAACGUCUGCUUGGUUCCGAUACCUCUACGCCGCGUUCGAGGCCGACGAAACGGUUGCUAAAGCCAUUGCAAAAUCAACUCUGCUUUGGGACCUUACGGAGUCGUGUCCAGAGCCCAUACUUCCCGUCCUCGACAAGCACCAAGCCUCUUAUGCCGCGCUUCUGAGAGAGAUACACCGGCGAAACCCAUUCUCCAGGUACAAAGGCCCCUAUCGCCUAUCAUCGUCCUCUGCAGCCAACCAUGACUUCCUGAAAAAGUCACAAGCCCAUUUUAAGAAAAAGAGAUUAGUGGAGUGCGGUGGGGCGUGUACUUGCAAGAAAUCUGGAUUUUGGUGGGCGGCCGCCAGUCAGUCGGGUGGGAAGGCUCUCCGACGCAAUCUCGAAUUGAGGCUCGGCCGCGAUGACGAAAGCCUGUGGUCUGACAUCGAAGUGUCAAUCCGGCUCGCUGUUGAUUGUCUAGACUGCAGUGAUUCGGUUAUACGAUCUUUCAAACCCCUGUGGGACGACUUAGCCGCUCUUUGGCAGUAA
Messenger RNA from Cryptococcus wingfieldii CBS 7118, 1167 nucleotides. RefSeq lists its product as hypothetical. The transcript is spliced from 3 exons. Lineage: Eukaryota; Fungi; Basidiomycota; Tremellomycetes; Tremellales; Cryptococcaceae. The record is from RefSeq and is a predicted model, not a curated record. Bases 1 to 1167 code for a protein of 388 amino acids.